Molecule: messenger RNA, 3426 nt
Organism: Microtus oregoni (creeping vole)
Lineage: Eukaryota; Metazoa; Chordata; Mammalia; Rodentia; Cricetidae
Gene: Cdr2l
Product: cerebellar degeneration related protein 2 like
Exons: 5
Coding region: 430-1830 (466 amino acids)
Source: RefSeq, a predicted model, not a curated record
GAAGCAGCAAGCCGGGCCGGGCGGAGAUGCAGCGGCGGCUCCGGGUGUCGCGGCGCGGGCCGGGUGGUGUGCGGGCCAGAGGCGAGCAGGGGGUAUCCGCCGUGGCACCCACACUCUCCUGACGCCGCAGCCCUGCAGGCGGUCCCGGGUCGUCCCAGCCGUCGUCCCGCUUUGCAGUCCCCACCCCUCCGCCCUUUGUGCCGCCGACACCCGACGUCCCCAGCUCGACGGGACCCAGGGCGCGCGGGAGCGAGAGGCCCCGCUGUGCGCACGGCCGGUAGCGGAUGGCGGCCGCGCGAGGUGGGCGAAGGGGCGCUGCAGCCCGAGCCCGCGACGUGGGAAGCCCGGACCGCCUCCGCCGCAUUGUCCCGGGCUGCGAGCCCAGGCCCUGAGCUGCCGCAGCGCCCGCCCACCGCCACCCGCGGGGCCAUGCGGAGAGCGGCGGGGAUGGAGGACUACUCCGCAGAGGAGGAGGAGUCCUGGUACGAUCAUCAGGACCUGGAGCAGGACUUGCACUUGGCGGCGGAGCUGGGGAAGACUCUGCUGGAGAGGAACAAGGAGCUGGAGGAGUCCCUGCAACAAAUGUAUUCCACCAAUGAGGAGCAAGUGCAGGAGAUCGAGUACUUGACCAAGCAGCUGGACACGCUGCGGCUGGUGAAUGAGCAGCAUGCCAAAGUGUACGAGCAGCUGGACCUGACAGCCCGAGACCUGGAGCUGACCAAUCAGAGGCUGGUGCUGGAGAGUAAGGCUGCCCAGCAGAAGAUCCACGGGUUGACAGAGACCAUUGAGCGCCUGCAGUCCCAGGUCGAGGAACUGCAAGCCCAGGUGGAGCAGCUGCGAGGCCUGGAGCAACUUCGGGUUCGCCGAGAAAAGAGGGAGCGCAGGAGAACCAUCCAUACCUUCCCCUGCCUGAAAGAGCUGUGCACGAGCCCCCGCAGGUGUGAGGAUGCCUUCCGCCUGCACAGUUCCUCGCUAGAGCUGGGCCCUCGGCCCCUGGAGCAGGAGAACGAACGGCUGCAGACCUUGGUGGGGGUGCUGCGUUCCCAGGUGAGCCAGGAGCGACAGCGCAAGGAGCGGGCAGAGCGCGAGUACACAGUGGUACUCCAGGAGUACACGGAGCUGGAGCGACAGCUGUGUGAGAUGGAGGGCUGCCGCCUGCGCGUGCAGGAGCUAGAGGCCGAGCUGCUGGAGCUGCAGCAGAUGAAGCAGGCCAAGACCUACCUGCUGGCCCGUGAUGAGCACCUGGCUGAGGCUUUGCUGGCGCCCCUCACUCAGGCCCCUGAAGCUGAUGACCCCCAGCCAGGCAUCGGGGAUGAUUCCAACGCCCAGGAUGGUGUCGCCUCGCCUGCAGCCUCCCCCAGCCAUGCAGUACGCAAAAGCUGCAGUGACACAGCACUCAAUGCCAUCGUGGCCAAAGACCCAGCCAGCCGCCAUGCUGGCAACCUCACGCUUCAUGCCAAUAGUGUGCGCAGCCGCGGUAUGUCUAUCCUGAGGGAGGUGGAUGAGCAGUACCACGCGCUGCUGGAGAAAUACGAGGAGCUGCUGAGCAAAUGCCGGCAGCAUGGUGCCGGGGUGCGGCACGCGGGGGUGCAGACCUCGCGGCCCAUCUCCCGGGACAGCUCAUGGAGGGACCUACUGGGGGGCGAGGAGGGCCUGGGAGAGGGCAAGGUGGGUGAGAAAAGCCUAAGCCAGCACGUGGAGGCCGUGGAUAAGCGGCUGGAGCAGAGCCAGCCCGAGUACAAGGCGCUCUUCAAAGAGAUCUUUGCCAGGAUUCAGAAGACCAAGGCAGACAUCAAUGCCACCAAAGUAAAGACGCCCAGCAGCAAGUGACCCCUCUCUAGGCCUGCAGCCUCCCCCUGCCUCCCUGCCAAGGGGGGUCCCUCGUGCCUCGGUGGCAGCCUCUUGGCAAGUAAGAGAGCCCUUUUCGCAGUAAUAUAUCCUGACCAGUGGCUGGCGAAUGAGCAGGGAGGCCUCUCUGAUCUGGGGACACAGCAUAUUUCCUGUUGGUGGCCUGGUUCACCUGUCCUGCUGCCCUUGACCACUUUGCUUCAGCUUGAAGGCACAGCUCGGUUUAAAAGCCAAACACCCUCCCCCCACUGACCCUGGGGGCUUCUCAGCCCUCAGCUUCCCCCUCUGUGGCCAGUCUUCUGCAGGCCUUUCUUGUUUAGCUGACUUCCCCCUCCCCCCACUCCAAAGUUGUUUUCCUGAGAGAUUUGCAAUGCAAGGUCUCCUUGAGCCUUGCCACAACUGGAAACACUUGAAAGGGGAUCUCAGAGCCAGCCAUGGCUGGUGCUGGGGUCUCCUCGACCAGUCACUGCUUUCUGCCAGCCAUGACUGUCAUCCCCCUAGCUGUACCACUCCCGGAGUUCUGAGCAGGGCCGAAAUCGCUAGCUUCCACACUGCAGAGCAGGAAGCGUUAGCCAAGCCCGAGUGUACCCCUCCAGCCCUGGCAAAGACCUUCAGCUCGCCACAGUUCUGUAGCCAAUCUGAUUGCAAGAAGAGAGAGCCCCUCAGCAGCCAUACCUGGGUAGUGUCCGUUUCCUCUCAGAGUUCCAACCCUGGAAAUACCUUCUGGGCAGAAAGCCCAGAGCAGGGAUGGUGGGAGUCCUGCCACUUCUGCUUCCCUUCCCUUCUCUGCACCUGCCCCCAUCUCAGGGACCAUGAUGUCUCAUUCACUCCUCCCUUCCUCAGGCCAGCUCUGGGACCGUUCACAUCUGCAGCCUCCAGAACGUCCUGUGUGAGCUUCACCAGUCCAGGUCCCAGCGUCCGCCCCAUCCUUCACCAGGGACUGUAAGAUCUUUACUCCAUGUUAAGUAUUUUAAGUUGAGAAAGAAAUUCCUCCUUUGCCACGUUCCUACAGAAUGUCUGCUCUUUACCUCCCACCUUUAUGGGGGGACUUUUGAGGUCCAACCUGGAUCAAGGGUUCAAUAUUUUAAUCUAAAACUUCAGGAAGUCCAGAUUCAUCUUAGAGAUGCCCAGGUCCCCAGCUUGCCCUCAGCAGCCCUUCAGGGCUUCUGGUUCCUUCUGCCACCCUUCUCAAAAUCAAAGGAGCCAUACAAUCCAGUGAGAGGCAGUGACUCUGGCCUCUGUGCUGGGACCCCAGUGGGAACCGCCAUGCCUUACCUCUUUCUUACCAAGCAUGUCCGACAUUCCUGGAGACUCGACCUUGCUCCAGGUGGCACUGUGAUGCCUGCUGUCAUCUGGAUCCUUCUGUUCAUGCAACUCGGAACCUUUCGUCCCUUGGGGCUGGGCACCUCCAGGCCCUCUGUGUGUCUCUGUCAUAUAGGGUAGAGGAGGAGUUCGGGCCUGUUCACUUCUCCAGUUCUGUAGCAGCUGACCAGAGUCACCUUUGAAGUAUACAUGAGAGAAAUAUAUUUGCAAAUGCUUUAUUCUCUUCUUUAAUAAAAUAUGCACCAGUAUUCUAAA